UUGCCGCCAUUUUUGUUGAGGGCGGAUAACUUGUACGCCAAGAUAGUCUUUCAGUGUAGUUCCACUUUCUCCUCCACGGUUCAGCUUCUCAAACUAUGCUGGAAAAGGACGAGAAAGGGUCGGAGUCGAAGAGUGAUCUUUACUCUGAAGCUUAUCGAGCGUCGCGCUGUGACGUCACGGUCGGCGUCUCCGCCAUCUUAGUUGUGGUUAAAGAGGUGGCCACUUCGGAAGUGACUGCUUGUGUGCUGCCGGGUAGAUGCUCAGGCUAUGUGGGUUUGGCGUGGUGCUGAGCCUGGUCGCGGCGGCGGCGGCGGUCAUGGCCGUGUGGUUGAUGGACUGGUGGGGUCCAGAGGGUUCCCCCUCUGGCCUUCGCCUCUUCGUACCCGAGGAGCUAGCCCGCUAUCGCGGCGGCCCAGGGGACCCGGGUCUGUACUUGGCGUUGCUCGGCCGCGUCUACGACGUGUCCUCAGGCCGGAGGCACUACGAACCUGGGGCGCACUAUAGCGGCUUCGCAGGCCGGGAUGCAUCCAGAGCCUUUGUGACAGGAGACUAUUCUGAAGCUGGCCUAGUGGAUGAUGUCACUGGCUUGUCCUCCUCUGAGAUACUGAUACUUCACAAUUGGCUUUCAUUCUACGAGAAAAAUUAUGUAUUUGUCGGGAGAUUGGUAGGAAGGUUCUACAGAGAGGAUGGGUUUCCCACUGCAGAACUAACACAGGUGGAGGCCAUGGUAACUAAAGGCGUGGAAGCAAAUGAAUGGCGACAGAGAGAAAAGCACACGUUCCCUCCAUGCAAUGCCGAGUGGAGCUCCGCCAAGGGUAGCCGGGUCUGGUGCUCCCAGAAGAGUGGAGGUGUGAACAGAGACUGGAUUGGUGUCCCCAGGAAGAUGUAUAAGCCAGGAGCCAAAGAGCCCCACUGUGUGUGUGUGAGAACAACUGGCCCCCCUAGUGACCAGCAAGACAACCCUAGACACUCAAAUCGUGGGGACUUGGACAAUCCCAACUUGGAGGAAUACACAGGCUGCUCACCUCUGGCCAUGGCGUGUUCCUUCCCGCUCUGAGAUGGUGUCCUGUGUGUUGAUGACACAUGGAGAACCUUCCCUACAUCUCCAGGAAGCCCUUAAUGCUUAUACUGUAGGAGGCUCCUGGCAUGAAAACAGGAGGGUCACAGACACCAGCCUCACUCUGCAAAUGUGAGUCACGAUUCUAUUGACUGAGACAAGAGCCUGAUAGCCUGCCUGGUAUGUUCAAUUUGUUUUGACACUGUUUGGAACCUUGGUCCCCUGUCAUCUUCCUUCAGAGCCUGCAGACAUUCAUGAACACAGUGUGAUCAACAUAGAACUGCCUGGAUAGAGAGCCUGUGUGCUCCAGCAAGGGACUUCGCAUGAACUCAUUGCUGCCCUACCCCGAGCUUGUGCUCUUCCCAUCGUGCCAGUCCUGCUGGGUACUUGGAGCUAUAGCAGAAGAAGACUGUUGUGACUCUCAGCAGAGGAGCAGGCAUUUCCCAAGAAGCUGCGCAUCUUGCAGAAUCAAGGUGCUGUGUAUAUAUGAAUACCACAAGUGUGCAGUGCUCCCAGAGGCCAGAAGAAGGCACUGGAUUCCCAUGUGGAGCAGAACCCAAGUCUCUUCAUCCCCUGGCCUUCAUCUCUUCAUCUUCCUGCGGGGAUUAUACAUAUUUGCUACCACCACACUCAGCUUAGGACAUUUUAAUUCUUGCUAUCAUCUCAGAAGAAAGGCAUAAAAACUCACAAAUUAAGAACCAAGAGUUGUGGGGGGCAGGGCAGAGGGGAAGGUGGAGGAAACAGGAGGGGGGAGGGAAUGGGAACUGGGAGGAAAUGUAAAGUGAGAAAAAGGAAAAAAAAAACAAGAGUUGAUAGCUGGAGAAAUGGCUCAGUAGUUAAGAGCAUUCGUUUAGUUCCCAGUACCACAUCUUGGCUCACAACCAUCCUAACUCCAGGUCCAGGGGACCUGGUGCCUGACCUCCACAGGCACAAGCAUGCAUUGGUACAUGUACAUAUAUGCAAGCAGAACACUGAUACAAAUAAAAUAUGUCUUUCAAAAUUAUUAAAUAAAUAAAACCAGCCAGGAG
Messenger RNA from Alexandromys fortis (reed vole), 2085 nucleotides. It is a transcript of the gene Cyb5d2, whose product is annotated as cytochrome b5 domain containing 2. The record is from RefSeq and is a predicted model, not a curated record. Gene Ontology annotation, cellular component: endomembrane system; membrane. NCBI's taxonomy places the organism in Eukaryota, Metazoa, Chordata, Mammalia, Rodentia, Cricetidae.